UUGCUGGUUCCCCUUCUAGAAACGACCAAUGAUUGGCUGUCUCAGAACGAGGGUGUGAGGUCACUAGGAAGCGCCGAGCUCUAGUUUCUAAAGUUGUUGUUGUUUAUGAGGAGCUAUGGAGAGCUGAUCUGUCGUAUCAGCCGCCUAGAGAACAGAUGGAUGACAUCAACGUACUACACCACAGAUGCCUCCUGAAUCUGAGGCGUCGAAUCAGAGAUAUUGGGGACGGGCGCCCUGCACAGGAACGAUACAUGAGGUUGCAGAAGGAUGGAGACGCACUCAGUUACCAAGGGAACUCUGAAGAGGUGGGUUGCUAUGUGGCUGGCCAUCCUUUAUCAAAGGGAAAUUGCUACUUUGAGGUGACAAUAGUGGACACAGGGGUGAGGGGGACCAUUGCUGUGGGCCUGGUGCCUAAAUUCUACAGGCUGGACCACCAGCCUGGCUGGCUGCCAUACUCUGUAGCUUACCACGCUGACAACGGCAAGUUAUACAAUGGCAACCCUGUGGGACAGCAGUUUGGGCCAAAGUGUGCUCGCGGUGACCGCAUUGGCUGUGGAAUACACUCAGAAAAUAUUGAAGCAGGUUUUAUUAUAGUCUUUUUCACCAAAAAUGGCAAAGAGGUCGGUUCAGUGGAGGUUCCCGUGUCUGCAGAGGGGCUGUUCCCUGCCGUAGGGAUGCACUCCAUGGGGGAGGAGGUGAAGGUCGACCUGCAGGCGGAGUGGUUCCUGGAGGAAGAUGAUAGUAUGAUGAUGGUGGACAGCCAUGAAGAUGACUGGGGGCGGCUUUACGACGUCAGGGUCAGCGGCACGCUCUUGGAGUAUGUUGGCAAAGGAAAGAGCAUCAUGGACGUGGGUUUGGCUCAGGCCCGCCAGCCGCUUACCACCCGCUGCCACUACUAUGAAGUGGAGAUCGUUGAUGCUGGGGAGAAGUGCUACAUUGCCCUGGGCCUGGCGAGAAGGGACUACCCCAGGAACAGACACCCGGGAUGGAGCCGGGGGUCGGUGGCGUACCACGCUGAUGAUGGCAAGAUCUUUCACGGCAGCGGGGUUGGAGAUGCUUUCGGUCCUCGCUGCUUCAAAGGUGACAUCAUGGGCUGCGGCAUCAUGUUCCCACGAGACUACAUCCUGGACGGAGAAGGUGACGUGGACGACUGGGAUCGGCUGGAUGUCCGUCCGGGUCACGCUGGCGUCCAGAACGUCCUGUACCUCAACGACGACGAAGAGGAGGAAGAGGAAGAUGGGGAAGAGGUAGAGCAGGGACAGGAAGGCAGGAAAGUCACGGUGUUCUUCACCAGGAACGGGAAGCUGAUGGGCCGGAGGGAGAUGGGGGUUCCUCCCGGCGGCCUCUACCCCACCGUGGGGAUGCUGAGCAGCGGAGAGAAGGUCAAAGUGGAUUUGCAUCCCCUCAGUGGAUGAGCUGAGCGCGUGGACUGGACUAGUGACGCCCUGCAAACAGCUGGCUGCACUGCAGAGCUCACCCACGGUAGCCUAGCAUGCUGCUAACACUCGCCAGAGCAGUUCAGCUGCACACAUGCACGUCUCGCUGUCCUCGACGCUGCCUCUGCUUUUAUUUAUAAGACCUGUACAGUUACACAAUCUCACAACCAGAUCAUCCUCCUGGUUGUAAAGUAGCAGAGAGGUCGUACAUGAGCUGCAUGCAGGAGUAGACAGCUGCACCUCAAAGCUAAAAAAACUCCUGGAAGAUAAUUAACUGUUAAUUCUAUGCAAUCUGUACUGCUAUCAUCCUCUCAUCUAACCUCCCUCUGCAUGCAGUGAAACACUGAGCUGUUAAGUCCCUCUCAUGAGGUCUGGCACACUUAGUUUAUUUCAUUUGUCACGACCCCAAGCAAAGCAGAGCGAGGCCAACAGUUGUGCCGAGUCAGAGCUCGUUGGCGGUUUAUGUUUCAGGGAAUAGACCCUCUCUCUCUCUCUCUCUCACACACACACACACACACACACACACUCUUUCUCAACCUCCCUCUCCCGGUCCUCUCUCUGGGUGAGGCUGCCCUCCUGUGAGCGAUCAGGGGACCUGCUGUUGCCCCACCUCGCUCGCUGCUCUCCCGGAGCUGGCUGGAAGUGAACCGAGGGAUCUGUUGCAAUAUUUCAGAAAUGCAUCCACGCUCAGAUUAUCGUGGGAAUAUUAUUACAGGUUUGGCAAUCAUAACCUCACAUACGAUGCUGUUACUGAGCAGCAUCAGAUCAGAGUGGAUGAACACAUUUCUGAGUGUUUUUAUAGUUUCGUGUUGGAGCCAGACUAGAAAUAAAAACACGUCAGGUAUAUUUUCUAUAAGGGGGAUCUGGAAAAUACACAUUUAAAAUGAUCUUCUACGUCAAAAGUUCAGGGAAUGUGUUUUGUUUUUGCACUUUUGAGGAGGCUGAGGAGACAUUUAGGGCAGACAUGAAUACAGUGGGUGGACAAAAUAUAUAUAAAAAAAACCUUCCAGUAUAAUGCAGUCCGGUGCAACACCACAAACAUCAGCCAUAAAAAGUAAAGGUAGAGUUAGAUUUCUUUUUUUGUUGCCUGUUUGUUUAUAUGUCGUCAAGGUGGCCGGCUUAUUCGCCCCUGCUUUUUUUGUUUUGUUUUGUUUUUUUGUUAGGUAAUAUAAUAUCUUUAUGACUACGAUUAUGAUUAUUAUUAAUAUUAUAAUUUUUCUUGUCCUUCAUUGGCUACUAGUUUGAAAAAGAAUAAAAACUAAGUAAAUGAAGUCCUUCGAAGAGGAAAAAAUAUUUAUCAGGGCUGUCAAUCGAUUAAAUAUUUAAUCGUGAUUAAUCGCAUGAUUGUCCAUAGUUAACUGUGAUUAAUUGCAAAUUAAUCACACAUUUUAUCUGUUCAAAAUGUACCGUAAAGAG
Messenger RNA from Sebastes umbrosus (honeycomb rockfish), 2852 nucleotides. RefSeq names its product SPRY domain-containing protein 3-like. The record is from RefSeq and is a predicted model, not a curated record. The transcript has 11 exons. The coding region runs from base 156 to 1415 and encodes 419 amino acids. NCBI's taxonomy places the organism in Eukaryota, Metazoa, Chordata, Actinopteri, Perciformes, Sebastidae. Gene Ontology annotation, molecular function: protein binding.